AUGGCAGCUGAGCAGCUUAGUGAGGAACAAUUUUGGCACGCUAUUGCAAUAUUAAUUAAAAACUAUCAAGCUGUAAAUAAAAAUAUAUUCGAUGUGCAAAUAACGCAAGUACAGCAGCGACAGAAUGGCAAACUGGUUGAUUGCCUGGACGAUGAAGAGUUGGAACAACAGAUGCGAGCAGAUGCGCCUAGCAGAACUUGCGAAGGUUUUCAGAUCAGUUUCAAGUAUUUGACAAAAAAACAGUCUACAAAUAUCUUAGCGCGCGGCAAUGUAGAUUUUGUUACACAAAGCUAUACAUGCCAUUUUGUUGAUGCUGCAGCUUUCGAUGACUUCGAAGUCCGCCUAAGUGAGGGCAAAUUUGAUAUAACCAUAUUGUCAACGCUGUCAAAUAAAAGCGCACGCUUCGCAGAGUUUAUUUUGCAGCCCAAGCUCUGGAGCUGGUCACAAAGUAAACGCAAAGUUGUCUCACAGAAAUCAUUGCGUUUAGUGAAUGUGGAAAAAUACAACGAUCUGUACAAGGAGCUUAAGAAAAAACAUGUACAACGUCUAUUGGAGUAUUGGCAAACAUCCAAGGAGUCUACAGAUCCGUUAAAGUUUAUUCAUGAAGAUUUAGCUAUCGCUGCGUAUUUAAUCAUCUUGUGGAGCAGCACACAGGCAGAGUUCAAAGCAUUUGGUGAUUUGGGUUGUGGAAAUGGACUGCUGGUGCAUGUGCUUAAUGCUGAAGGUUACAAAGGCUACGGCUAUGAUGUGAGGAAGCGAAAGCUCUGGUCCGUCUAUCCAGAGGAAACUAAGAACAAACUCAUUGAGCAAACUGUGGAGCCCAAGAGUUUUCAACUGGAUUUUGAGGGAAUUGACUGGCUGAUAGGCAAUCAUUCCGAUGAAUUAUCACCCUGGCUUCCAAUCCUGGCAACCCGGCUCGGCACAAACUUUUUCCUGCUGCCUUGUUGCCCCUUUGAGUUAAGCGGCAGAAAAUUUAUACGACGUAAUACAGGCAUCAGUGCCUAUCAAGAUUUUGUGCAAUAUGCAGAACAGUUGACAAUUGAGUGUGGCUUUGAAACGCUGCGUGAUCGUCUAAAGAUACCAAGCACCAAGCGCUUGGCCAUAAUAGGACUCAAGACUCAAGUCACAAAAAGUGUCAAAUGUCUGGAGGACUUUAUACAGCAACAGCUGCAAAGGAAUGGCAAGGAAAUGCAAAUAAAAUUGCGUGAAAAAACUGAAAGCGUGCGCAACUGCACGCAAGUGGACAAAGGUAUAAUAGAUGUAUUGGUUUUCAAAAUAUUUAAAAUGCUACUCGAUAGCGCAACAGAAACAGCAGAAGCAAGCUGGUUGCCUGGUGGUCAAUUGAGCAUGCGGCAAAUCGCCCAAGCCUUAAGCAAAGCUGAGCUAGCCGGUAUUAAGUCCGAGUGCGGUGGCAUUAAAACUCUGCUACGUAAUAAACAUGAAAUAUUUGAGUUUUGUGGUCAGGAUCUAAUUGGUAUACGUAAACCACAAGUAACAUCAAUGGAUAACGCAAAAAAUCCUUUGACCAUUAAGAAACGUGCUUGCUUCUUUAAUCAGAAUCAUCCACAAGGCUGUCCUUUGGAGGAAAGCUCAUGUUCUUUUAUACAUUAGAAUAUAGUUAUUUUUGGUGAAU
Messenger RNA from Drosophila busckii, 1633 nucleotides. RefSeq names its product probable tRNA (uracil-O(2)-)-methyltransferase. NCBI's taxonomy places the organism in Eukaryota, Metazoa, Arthropoda, Insecta, Diptera, Drosophilidae. The transcript is spliced from 2 exons. The record is from RefSeq and is a predicted model, not a curated record. Gene Ontology annotation, biological process: tRNA methylation. Gene Ontology annotation, molecular function: tRNA (uridine) methyltransferase activity. The coding region runs from base 1 to 1611 and encodes 536 amino acids.